Daphnia pulex (common water flea) is the source of this 1418-nucleotide messenger RNA. Its product is annotated as LIM/homeobox protein Lhx9-like. Gene Ontology annotation, cellular component: nucleus. Gene Ontology annotation, molecular function: DNA-binding transcription factor binding; transcription coactivator activity. The transcript is spliced from 5 exons. Lineage: Eukaryota; Metazoa; Arthropoda; Branchiopoda; Diplostraca; Daphniidae. The record is from RefSeq and is a predicted model, not a curated record. The coding region runs from base 1 to 981 and encodes 326 amino acids. Gene Ontology annotation, biological process: positive regulation of transcription by RNA polymerase II.
AUGGCCACCGUGAUGGAUGACGGAUGCGGUGGCACAGCAGCACAGCAGCAGCAAAUGCAAAACGGCGGUGCCACGAUUCAUCACCAUCCGGCCAGCUCUUCUUCUUCAUCGGCAAACAACAUUCAAACUUCGUCUAAUAAAAUGACGAUAGCCAACAACAACAACAAUAACAACCACCAGCAUCACGUUGGAAUGCAAUCCAAUCACCAGCCGCCUUUCCUCUGCUCCGGAUGCGCCACGCCCAUCGUCGACCAGUACCUCUUAAAAGCUUUAGAUUGCUUCUGGCACGAGGACUGUCUCAAGUGCGGAUGUUGCGACUGCCGACUGGGCGAGGUCGGCUCCACCCUCUACACCAAAGCCAAUUUGAUUCUCUGCAAAAGAGAUUACCUCAGAAUGUUUGGCACGUCGGGCAAUUGCGCCGCUUGCUGCAAAGCCAUUCCGGCCUUUGAGAUGGUCAUGAGAGCCAAAAGCAACGUCUACCAUCUCGACUGUUUCGCCUGCCAGCAGUGCCACCAGAGGUUUUGCGUGGGCGACCGGUUUUACCUGAACGACAACAAGAUCCUGUGCGAGUACGACUACGAGGAGCGAUUGGUAAUGGCGGCCAGCCUGCCGUCCAACAACAACAAUGGCUCGACGCAGCACAUUCAAAGGCGAGUGUCUGACAUACAUCAAUCAGGAGACGGUGCGAUAGGCUACGACACCCAAGACGGCGGCAGCAGUUUAUUUCAUCAUCGUCAUGAGCAGCAGCAGCAGACUGGCUAUGAUCAUCAGCAGCAACUGUCAGAUGCUGCGUCCCAGUUUAGAGGUGCAGCAUCGAACAUGUACCACCAGCAGCAGCAGCAGCAGCAGCAGUAUGCUCCCAAUCGGCAGCUACAUCACCUGGCCGGCAACAGCCAGCAACAGCACAAGCAUGGUUCUCCCAGCGAUGGAUCCUCCAGUGGCUACGGGAGCCCAGACUCUGUCCUCCUGGAUGAGCGAUAGAAAGCCUCUCAAAUGGUGUCUUAGAAUGAUAUGUAGAGCUCGGGGGUUUGAUGUUGUGUGGGUCUGGGCCAAGCAGCAGGCUAUUCUCAGUACAAAGCAGUUUCGUCUAAAAAAUAAUAAUAAUGAUUAAAGAAGCCUUGCAUGACAAAUGUCCCUUCUGGUCAAGCCCAAUCAGAUGUGGUGUAGACCCAACUUGUAAGCUCUCGUAAACCCAUUUAUUUACUUGUCCUGCACCAAAAUUCUUUAACCUAAAUAUGCUGUGAUUCACACUUUGACAUUGUAAAAGUUUCCUGUCAUGUUCCUUUGUUCACGUGUACCUCCCCCAAAUCUCUUGUUUCGCACCCGAGAUUUUUAAAAUAAGAUUUCGAUUUAUCUAUGAGAAAUGAAUAAUGAUGGCUAAAGAUAAAAUACACCAACAACCAAAUUAGAAUUUCAAA